This is a messenger RNA of Aspergillus nidulans FGSC A4, 1503 nucleotides long. RefSeq lists its product as uncharacterized. The record is from RefSeq and is a predicted model, not a curated record. The transcript has 3 exons. Lineage: Eukaryota; Fungi; Ascomycota; Eurotiomycetes; Eurotiales; Aspergillaceae. Gene Ontology annotation, molecular function: transmembrane transporter activity. Gene Ontology annotation, biological process: transmembrane transport. Gene Ontology annotation, cellular component: membrane. Bases 1 to 1503 code for a protein of 500 amino acids.
AUGGACGCUUACGACACAAAAGUCCGUCCUUCAGAGGAGAAGAGACGGUCCAGUGACAAUGACAAUGUCAAUGGCAUAGUCGAGACAUACACCGAAGAAGAGGAGAGGGCGCUCGUGCGCAAGCUCGACAUGGUCAUCUUGCCUUUCAUGUGCCUCGUAUUCCUUCUGCAAUACCUCGAUAAGCAAUCCCUUAGCUAUGCGGGUGUCUUCGGCCUCAUCACGGAUCUGAACCUCACGAACAGUCAGUACUCCUGGUGCAGCUCGAUCUUCUACAUCGGCCAGCUAGUGGCCGAGUACCCUUUCAUCUACCUGAUGAGCCGGUUGCCACUAACAAAGUUCGUCGGCGCGACGGUCAUCCUCUGGGGCAUAACAUGCGCGUGCCUCGCGGCGCCGCAAAACUACCCGGGCUUCGCCGCCGUCCGAUUUCUGCUAGGGUUCACCGAGGGAGCCGUUUCGCCGGCUUUUGUGACCAUUACCUCUAUCUGGUACAGGAAGCAUGAGCACGCGUUGCGGACGGGGCUGUGGGUGUCUAUGAACGGUAUCGCGCAGGUAGUCGGGUGUCUGCUCAUGUACGGGAUUGGGAGGAACGGAAGUCUUGCGCUGGCGCCAUGGCGCACGCUCUUCAUUAUCUGCGGCGCGCUGACAAUCGCCGCGGGCAUCGCCUUUUUUAUUCUUAUGCCUUCUGGGCCAAAGGACGCGUGGUUUUUGUCAGCAGCGCGCGAGAAGCAAGUCCUCUCGUUACGGAUGGCGCAUGACCGGGAAGGAGGCGACAAGACCUCUUUCUCAAUCAUGCAGUUAAAAGAAACGAUGCUGGAUCCCAAGGCCUGGUGCGCGUUUUGGUUCGGUGUCCUUGUGACCAUGCAAUCCCCCGUCUUGACAUUCGCGACUCUCGUCAUCAAUUCAAUUGGGUACUCCCAACUCCAGACAAUGCUGUAUACAGCUCCCUCGGGAGCGGUGCAGGUUGCCCUACUUUGGAUAGGGAUGCUUCUGUGCUAUAUACUUCCAAGACAGCGCACCAUUGUCGUGGUUCUCCUCUGCAUCCCUCCCAUAAUUGGGAAUAUCCUCAUGCUCGUCCUCCCACUAAGUGCAGGGUGGGGUGUGAUUGUUUCUGCUUGGCUGGCCUCCUGCAUCACCGCUUCCUGGUCCAUCCUCCUGUCGCUUGUCGCAUCAAAUGUAAAAGGCAACACGAAGCGCGCCGUCGUCAACGCCAUGUUUUUCAUAGGGUAUUGUGCCGGCUGCAUUGCAUCUCCACAACUUUGGACGCAUAGACCGAAGUACCUCGAGGGAUUGAUUACGGCGCUUGUCACAUGGGGUCUUUUGAUCUUCACAACGAUCGUUUAUAGGGUGCUUUGUGUUAGGGAUAACAAGCGGCGCGAGAGGGAGGCGCAGGAACAGGACGGGAGCGGGCUUGAGGGAGAAGGGGCAUUGGGCUAUAUAGGUGGCGGUGCGGAGAGUAUGGAUCUUACGGACAAGCAGGAUAGGGCGUUUCGUUAUAGUUGGUAG